Dromiciops gliroides (monito del monte) is the source of this 1184-nucleotide messenger RNA. RefSeq names its product PBX homeobox 2 (gene PBX2). NCBI's taxonomy places the organism in Eukaryota, Metazoa, Chordata, Mammalia, Microbiotheria, Microbiotheriidae. The record is from RefSeq and is a predicted model, not a curated record. Gene Ontology annotation, cellular component: nucleus. Gene Ontology annotation, biological process: eye development; regulation of transcription by RNA polymerase II; brain development. Gene Ontology annotation, molecular function: DNA-binding transcription factor activity, RNA polymerase II-specific; RNA polymerase II cis-regulatory region sequence-specific DNA binding.
CCCAAGCAAUUUUUCAAGAAAAGGGGAGAACCGGGGAGAGAGGAGGGGCUGAUCAGGGAGGGGGCUCCGGGGGGAGGGGGGCCCCCCCCAGCCAUGGACGAAAGGCUACUAGGGCCACCCCCUCCAGGCGGGGGCCGGGGAGGUUUGGGGCUAGUAGGUGGGGAGCCAGGGGGCCCUGGGGAACCUCCCGGUGGUGGAGAACCCGGAGGGGGUGCUGGGGGGGUCCCAGGAGGACGGGGAAAGCAGGACAUCGGGGACAUCCUACAGCAGAUCAUGACCAUCACCGACCAAAGCCUGGAUGAGGCCCAGGCCAAGAAACAUGCCCUGAAUUGCCACCGAAUGAAGCCUGCUCUUUUUAGUGUCCUAUGUGAGAUCAAAGAGAAGACUGGUAUGUAUGACUCAGUAUCCGGAGCUCACCAGGAGGAGGAACCCGUGGACCCCCAACUCAUGCGUCUGGACAACAUGCUUCUAGCAGAAGGUGCAGGACCAGAGAAGGGAGGAGGGUCUGCUGCUGCUGCAGCAGCAGCAGCCUCUGGGGGUGGAGUAUCUCCUGAUAACUCCAUUGAGCACUCUGACUAUCGAAGUAAACUGGCCCAGAUCCGCCAUAUCUACCAUUCUGAGCUGGAGAAGUAUGAACAGGCAUGUAAUGAGUUUACUACCCAUGUGAUGAACCUGCUUCGAGAGCAGAGUCGUACACGGCCUGCUCCCAAGGAGAUGGAACGUAUGGUUGGCAUCAUCCACCGAAAAUUCAGUGCCAUUCAGAUGCAACUCAAACAAAGCACGUGUGAAGCCGUCAUGAUACUUCGCUCUCGUUUCCUGGAUGCCAGAAGAAAACGCCGUAACUUCAGCAAACAGGCCACUGGUCUAAAUGAGUAUUUCUACUCCCAUCUGAGUAACCCUUAUCGUGAAGAAGCCAAGGAGGAGCUCGCCAAGAAGUGUGGGAUCACUGUCUCCCAGGUCUCUAACUGGUUUGGCAACAAGCGGAUCAGAUAUAAAAAGAAUGUCGGGAAGUUCCAGGAAGAAGCCAAAUAUCUAGCAGUGAAAACUGCUGUAUCCGUCACUCAAGGGGGGCAUAGCCGUGCCAGUUCCCCUACACCUCCCUCUUCUGCCAGGUUGGACUUUCCCACCAUCUGUUCCAUUGGUUUGCACUCCCUAAAUUGCUUCCUUUUCCUGUAGAAAACGGG